This is a messenger RNA of Mus caroli (Ryukyu mouse), 5385 nucleotides long. RefSeq names its product rabaptin, RAB GTPase binding effector protein 1 (gene Rabep1). The record is from RefSeq and is a predicted model, not a curated record. Gene Ontology annotation, molecular function: GTPase activator activity; growth factor activity. NCBI's taxonomy places the organism in Eukaryota, Metazoa, Chordata, Mammalia, Rodentia, Muridae. Gene Ontology annotation, biological process: endocytosis; Golgi to plasma membrane transport. Gene Ontology annotation, cellular component: endocytic vesicle; endosome.
UUAUUUCCCGCUGUCAGGAUGAGGAGGCGGAGGUCGGCGCUCCGGUCCGUCUCUGCCCGAGGCUGUGGCGGCGCCGGCGGCUCCAGCCUUAGCGGUUCCUCCCUGGGCGGCGGCGGCCGCGGCUCGGUCGACGCCUCCUCCGCCAGCUGAGCCCGCGGCAUCCCGGGACGCCGCUUCCCCGCCCAUCCCCGUUCCUCGAGGCCGCCCACUGGCCAUGGCGCAGCCGGGCCCGGCUCCCCAGCCUGACGUUUCUCUUCAGCAACGGGUAGCAGAAUUGGAAAAAAUUAAUGCAGAAUUUUUACGUGCACAGCAGCAGCUUGAGCAAGAAUUUAAUCAAAAGAGAGCAAAAUUUAAGGAGCUCUAUUUGGCUAAAGAGGAGGAUCUGAAGAGGCAAAAUGCAGUAUUGCAAGCUGCACAGGAUGAUUUGGGUCACCUUCGGACACAGCUGUGGGAGGCUCAGGCAGAGAUGGAGAACAUUAAGGCAAUUGCCACAGUCUCUGAGAAUACUAAGCAAGAAGCUAUAGAUGAAGUUAAAAGGCAAUGGAGAGAAGAAGUUGCUUCACUUCAGGCUAUAAUGAAAGAGACAGUCCGUGACUAUGAGCAUCAGUUUCACCUGAGGCUGGAGCAGGAGCGAGCACAGUGGGCACAGUAUCGAGAAUCUGCAGAGCGGGAAAUAGCUGACUUAAGAAGAAGGUUGUCUGAAGGUCAAGAGGAAGAAAAUUUAGAAAAUGAAAUGAAAAAGGCCCAAGAGGAUGCUGAAAAGCUUCGUUCUGUCGUGAUGCCCAUGGAGAAGGAAAUUGCAGCUCUGAAAGAUAAACUGACAGAAGCUGAAGACAAGAUUAAAGAGCUGGAGGCCUCAAAGGUUAAGGAGCUGAAUCAUUAUCUGGAGGCCGAGAAGUCUUGCAGGACUGACCUGGAGAUGUAUGUAGCUGUUUUGAACACUCAGAAAUCUGUGCUACAGGAAGAUGCUGAGAAAUUGAGGAAAGAACUGCAUGAAGUUUGCCAUCUCUUGGAGCAAGAACGACAACAACACAACCAGUUAAAGCAUACAUGGCAGAAGGCCAACGACCAGUUUCUGGAAUCUCAGCGUUUGCUGAUGAGAGACAUGCAGAGAAUGGAGAUUGUGUUAACUUCGGAACAGCUCCGACAAGUUGAAGAACUAAAGAAGAAAGAUCAGGAGGAGGAUGAACAACAAAGGGUCAAUAAGAGAAAAGAUAACAAGAAAACAGAUACCGAAGAAGAAGUAAAAAUACCAGUAGUGUGUGCUUUAACUCAAGAAGAAUCUUCAACCCCAUUAUCAAAUGAAGAGGAGCAUUUAGACAGCACCCAUGGGUCAGUCCAUUCCUUGGAUGCAGACUUGCUGUUACCAUCUGGAGAUCCAUUUAGUAAAUCGGACAAUGACAUGUUUAAAGAUGGACUCCGGAGAGCUCAGUCUACAGACAGCUUGGGAACCUCAAGCUCAUUGCAAUCCAAAGCUUUAGGCUAUAACUACAAAGCGAAAUCUGCUGGAAAUUUGGAUGAGUCGGACUUUGGACCACUGGUUGGAGCAGAUUCUGUGUCUGAGAACUUUGAUACUGUGUCCCUUGGGUCACUGCAGAUGCCAAGUGGGUUUAUGUUAACCAAAGAUCAAGAAAGAGCAAUUAAGGCAAUGACACCUGAGCAGGAGGAGACAGCGUCCCUCCUCUCCAGUGUCACCCAGGGUAUGGAGAGUGCAUAUGUAUCUCCCAGUGGUUACCGCUUAGUGAGUGAGACGGAAUGGAAUCUCCUGCAGAAAGAGGUACAUAAUGCUGGAAAUAAGCUUGGUAGACGUUGUGAUAUGUGUUCCAAUUAUGAAAAACAGUUACAAGGAAUUCAGAUUCAGGAAGCUGAAACAAGAGACCAGGUGAAAAAACUGCAGUUAAUGCUCAGGCAAGCUAAUGACCAGCUCGAGAAGACGAUGAAAGAGAAACAGGAGCUGGAGGACUUCCUCAAGCAGAGUGCGGAGGACUCAAGCCACCAGAUAUCUGCACUUGUUUUAAGAGCCCAAGCCUCUGAGGUCUUACUUGAAGAGUUACAACAGAGCUUUUCCCAAGCAAAGAGGGACGUUCAGGAGCAGAUGGCGGUGCUGAUGCAGUCACGUGAACAGGUUUCAGAAGAGCUGGUGAGAUUACAGAAAGACAACGACAGCCUCCAGGGGAAGCACAGCUUGCAUGUGUCAUUACAGCUAGCAGAAGACUUCAUUCUUCCAGACACUGUGGAGGUGCUCCGGGAACUGGUUUUAAAAUAUCGUGAGAACAUUGUUCACGUGCGGACAGCAGCAGACCACAUGGAAGAGAAGCUGAAGGCGGAAAUACUUUUCCUAAAAGAGCAAAUUCAAGCGGAACAGUGUUUAAAAGAAAACCUGGAAGAGACACUACAGCUGGAAAUAGAAAACUGCAAGGAGGAAAUAGCUUCCAUUUCUAGUCUAAAAGCUGAAUUAGAAAGAAUAAAGGUCGAAAAGGGACAGUUGGAAUCUACAUUAAGAGAGAAGUCGCAACAACUUGAGAGUCUCCAAGAAAUAAAACUUAAUUUAGAGGAACAGUUAAAGAAAGAAACUGCUGCUAAGGCUACUGUUGAACAGCUCAUGUUUGAAGAGAAGAACAAAGCUCAGAGGUUGCAGACAGAAUUAGAUGUCAGUGAACAAGUACAGAGGGAUUUUGUAAAACUUUCUCAGACUCUUCAGGUGCAGUUGGAGAGGAUCCGGCAAGCAGACUCCUUGGAGAGGAUCCGGGCUAUUCUGAAUGAUACCAAACUGACAGACAUUAACCAGCUCCCUGAGACAUGACACCCUGAUAGCAGGAUUCUAACCUGCAUUUUGGGUUUUUAACUCAUCUUUAGAAUAACAUUAAUUAUUAUUUAACUCUUAACGGAAGAAGUCACAGCAAAGGAAGACUGAAGAAAUGCAAAUCUGGAGGGAGAAGGCUGCUGUGUGCAGGGAACACUAAUAAGACACUGGACUCGAUCCCAGCAGGUGUGGGAUCAGAUGAGGUUGCUGUCUCCUGCCUGCUUUCUCCAACAUGGAUUCCGGAACAUAUUUCCUGACAUGAAAGCAACUUCCCAAUAGUGUUUGGAAUUACGUUUUCUGUUCAUACAGACUGGGAGAGAGAAGUUUCUUUUUUCAGUUGUCUAGGGCUUCAUCAGUAGCAGUGUUCAGCUAGCAGAGAGGUGUAGUGUGCUAUAUGAGUAUUUUAUAUUAAAAUAUGAAGUGUGAGAGCAGGCCAUUGGCUGUUGAUUGUAUUUCCCUUGCUCAGUGCAUUUUGUUUCCUUUUUACCACUUUAUCUUCUAUUGGAAGACCUUAAAUGCUACUGAAACUUGCCUGAGAACUAUAGGACCAUGGCAAACAAAAGCAAUUAAACAAAAUUAGAAUCUGAAUAUUUGGCUGAGGCCAUAUAUAUAUUGGAAGUUGAAUUUAUGGAAAAAAGCACAAACAACCUUGGAAGCACUUUGCACACCGUGAUGAACUUCCUGGGCCCGAAGGUACCAGGGCAAAUAACUGGCACCAUCUACCCUUUCCAAGUGUUUAGUUACUGGAUCAGUGGUGAAAAUAAUACUAAUAAAACAAGCUAUCUCUGACAUCUAGUACACAUGUAUACAUCUGCUUAUUUUCAGCCUCCCGCAGAGGCAUACUAUUUAUUUUUUUCAGUGUCACAUUUAGAAUGGUGAUGGUUUACAGAUCUUUGUAUUUUUGUUUUACAGUUUAGACCUAAAGUGUAAGCAACUGUGUGUGCUUACAGUGAAGCUGGGAAACUUACUGGUUUAGAAUCUGCUUCACCCUUUUCCGAGAGUUGAGAUUCCUUUGGAACAGGCUGUUGAGCACAGACAGCUUUAUGCAAAUGCAGAAUCAGAAGUGAGCUCAUGUACCGGCUGCAGGCCAGUGGCCACCUAACCAUGCUAACUCGUGCAGUUUCAAAGUAAAAAUGUUUUUAAGUAAUUUUUGUGAGUGGUGUUGGCUUACAGCUGAUACCCAAAGGAACAUUAUGGGAGUGAGUUAACUAGACUUUUCUGGUUUAACUACCAUCAAUUCAUAGCAUAAAUGGACUUUGUUAGUAAUGAGUCAUUAUGAAUUUGCCCUCAAGAUGUUUGUUACUUUCUUUUAAUAAAACAGAUAAGGCCUACUUAUCCCAUAAAUAGGUUACUUUUAUAAUCAUGAAUUUAAAAAGUAUGAAUUAUGGAAACAGUGCUAAAAGCUUGCCAAUGCAUGGAAAAAUUAAUUGGCCUAAAGUCCCCUUGUGUAGUGCUACUUGGUUUAAAAGGAAUAUAAUAUCCUCAUUGAGUUAAAAGGAUUUUUAUUAAUUAUAAUGGGAUUAAAUUAGAUUUAAGACUAGUCCCUGGGCCCCAGGCUAAUUUGUUUGGAUCACCAUUGGCUACAGUGAAUGGAUAAUUCAUAAUCAUACUGAACUGUGUCACUCCCAGUGAACUGUUUUGCUGAAACCAAGUAUCUUACAGAUCUUUUCUCCUGAAGCUGGGGAUUGUGCAGUAAAAGCAUCAUGAUUAGGGUACUGUUUAGAGUCUGUAACUUUGGCAAAUGUAAACUGCUGGGAUCCACUCAAUUGAGAAACAUCCUAGAGGAAGAGAAACUGAAAUGCUAGGUGUAAUGAAAUAAAGUAAUGCUACACCACCAGGGAAGCAGCAGUUCUUUAAGGUUAAGUCAGUUUUCUGCAUAGAGGAGGUUUGGUGUAGGAGGUGACGUCACCAUGAGAGGAAAGGUUGGUCUAGUUUUACACACCUUCCUGUACUGCAUUCAGUCUGUGUAGACCUGUUCUCUUGCAUGUCUGACCUGGCUUAACUCUAAACUGUAACAUACCUUAUUCUGUGGCUUUUAAUUGGCAGUCACUUGGUCAUUUGUAGGCAUAUUUACCUUUCAGAACUUAAGUAGGCAGAUAUGAAAAGAUGACCUAAAGCCAAGGACAAACUGUAUGCAACAGACCACAAUGUUCCUUUUCUUUUAAGGUGCUAGAAUUUGCACCUCCUACCCACCAAGUAGACACAGACAUAGCCAAACUCAGCUCUGGAAGGUAUUGGUGCCUGUGAGGAAAUGAGCCAGCAGAGGACGCUGCAGCUGUAGACCGUCAGCUCUGCUCUGAGCAGACUGCAGGUAUAUCUGUGUUGACUGUACUGAAGGCAUGCCCUUAAGAAAGUGUUCAAAUUAAAAGAGCUGCUGCUGAGUAGAGUGUGUGGCCUUUUCCUUUCCAUCCCAGGGUUCUGGUUCCCUUCAGAGGCAGUUUUGGUACUGCUACUUAAGAUGAAGAUGGACCUGGCAGUGUUCAGCAGGAGCCUGUGUCCAGAAUUAAAACAAACCAACCAACCCAUUGACUUUAAUUAUAAAGCAAAGUCAAAUUUUUGAAUAAAAAUUUAUUCAAAUUUUA